Triplophysa dalaica is the source of this 2898-nucleotide messenger RNA. It is a transcript of the gene wdr45b, whose product is annotated as WD repeat domain 45B. The record is from RefSeq and is a predicted model, not a curated record. The transcript has 10 exons. Gene Ontology annotation, biological process: autophagy of mitochondrion; protein localization to phagophore assembly site; protein lipidation. Gene Ontology annotation, molecular function: phosphatidylinositol-3,5-bisphosphate binding; phosphatidylinositol-3-phosphate binding; protein binding. The coding region runs from base 303 to 1337 and encodes 344 amino acids. Gene Ontology annotation, cellular component: phagophore assembly site membrane; extrinsic component of membrane; cytosol. Lineage: Eukaryota; Metazoa; Chordata; Actinopteri; Cypriniformes; Nemacheilidae.
GAUUCUUUAAAACGCCCUGAUUGAUAGAAGACCUUAACAAGCGUGAACAUCGUGCGUAUUGGAACCAGACUCUUAAUGUUUACGUUACCCUUCCCGCAAUUUGUCCGUAGAUAGGAUAUAGGAGGAACAACAGGCGCUUUGCCAACUUUAUUUCCUGGCUGAAGAGACAAUCCUGAUAUUAAAUCCAAUGUACCUAGCAUUAGCCUGCAUACUCUAGCCUUCCUCGCCGGCUAGAGGAAUGCUGUCAUUUAGUUAGGCUGAUAUAUUUUCCCAUUUAGAUUACCCACAUUUCAGCAAGCACAAUGAAUUUACUACCAUCCAAUCCACACGGCAAUGGAUUACUUCAUGCUGGAUUUAACCAGGAUCACGGAUGUUUUGCAUGUGGAAUGGAGAAUGGAUUCAGGGUAUAUAACGCCGAUCCCCUCAAAGAAAAGGAAAAACAAGAGUUUCUUGAGGGAGGAAUUGGUCAUGUGGAGAUGCUUUUUCGGUGCAAUUAUCUUGCGCUUGUUGGUGGUGGAAAAAAACCCAAAUAUCCUCCCAAUAAAGUGAUGAUUUGGGAUGACCUCAAGAAAAAGACUGUGAUCGAGAUUGAGUUUUCAACAGAGGUUAAAGCUGUAAAGCUACGACGUGACAGAAUUGUGGUCGUCCUGGAUUCCAUGAUCAAAGUCUUUACAUUUACACACAAUCCUCAUCAGCUGCAUGUCUUUGAAACAUGCUAUAACCCUAAAGGUUUGUGUGUCUUGUGCCCGAACAGCAACAAUUCAUUGCUAGCAUUCCCUGCAACUCACUCUGGACAUGUUCAGAUUGUGGACCUGGCCAACACAGAGAAACCGCCUGUUGAUAUUCCUGCCCACGAGGGGGCUCUGUGCUGCAUCGCCCUCAACCUACAGGGCACCCGAAUAGCAACAGCAUCUGAAAAAGGGACUUUGAUCAGAAUAUUUGACACCUCAGCAGGUCAUCUUAUUCAGGAGCUAAGAAGAGGAUCACAAACUGCCAACAUAUACUGCAUCAACUUCAAUCAGGACGCAUCUCUUAUCUGCGUAUCCAGCGAUCAUGGAACAAUCCAUAUAUUCGCUGCAGAGGAUCCCAAAAGAAACAGGCAAUCCAGCUUGGCAUCAGCCAGUUUUCUACCCAAGUAUUUCAGCUCCAAAUGGAGUUUCUCCAAGUUCCAGGUCCCAUCUGGUUCUCCAUGUGUCUGUGCCUUUGGAACAGAACCAAAUGCUGUUAUAGCUAUUUGUGCUGAUGGCAGCUACUACAAGUUUUUGUUCAACCAGAAAGGGGAGUGCUCAAGAGAUGUUUAUGCACAGUUCUUGGAAAUGACUGACGAGACGAUCUGAGUGUCAACCCUACUUCACUUUAUACGUUUCUGUUUUUUCUCCAAGUUAAAGGAUAUCCAAGGACUCGUGUGGCAUUCAUGUGAUAGACUCCUUUUUUUUUUGGAGAUCAUCAUGUCACUGACUUGGAGGAGAGACCAAAAGAUACUCUCAAUGAUCUCUUCAUUCAAACUAUAAGAGACCUGAAAAAUCAGAGAGAUUACUGAAUAAAUGGGACUUCACAGGACUGAAGUACUGUGAGAAAGGGGAGAUCUUUUUUUUGGAAAACUGGUUUUUAAACGUCUUCCAUGGGAUUUUUUUUAAAGCGUUGGAUGUCCUUGGCUAGGUAGCAAGAGCGAUUUUCUUUGUCCACUAACAGAAACCUAAUCUAAUGCAGUGCCUCUGUAUUAAUGAUGAGAGGAGCAUCAUUUAUAGUAUGUAUUUACAAACUACUUAGUAGUGUUAGGUAUUGUUUAACAUGCUGUAUGAACACAAAAUACCAUUGAAAAUUAUGUAACUACAGACUUUCAGUGUAUAGACUAGUUUAACAAAAACAUUUUGUGUAAACGUGUGCUCCUCAUUUCUUGUAAUGCAGUUUUCUUUAUUUAUUUUUUGCAAGUUGCUGUUGAACUUUAAGAGGAAGAGAUGUAUUCUCCUUCCUCUAAAGAGUUCUGUCGUUUUACUUGAAGGGAUACUCCCCCUGGUUGUUCCAAACAUCUAUACAUUGCAUUGUUCUGAUAAACACAACAAUGGAUAAUUGUAAAAAUGUUAAUGACUGACAUUUCUGGGAUAUCAAUGACUGCCAUAGUAGAAAAAAAAUAAAAUGAUAGUCAACGGUGCCCGGUUUGCUUUCCUAAAUUCAAAAUUUGCAUUUAACGGAACAAAAAAAUGAAUUAAAUAAUUUUUUCUACUAUGGUAGUCAAUGAUGUCCCAGAAAUGUCAAUCUUUCUCGGAGUUCAUCAGAACAAAGAAAUGUAUGCACCUUUGGAACAACUUGAGGGUGAGAAUAUGAUGACAGAAUUUUGGGUGGACUAUCUCUUUAUGCCAAUUUGCUAAAACAAACACAAAGGGUAUAAAAUUAAAAUUUUGUCAUGCAUAUGUUUUGGUCCUCAUUAAUUAAAAUGAAAUCUACGAAACUGUAAUAAAAAUAUAGGUUCUCAUCCGAAAACUAAUCGAGAAUAACUGCUUUGCAAGGUUAUAUGUAAACAAUUGUCUGGAUGUAAAUUAGAUGCAUCCAGUGGUUGGAACUGAACACAAACCACAAUGAGCACUUCAUAUGUUAGUAACAAUACUUUUUCAUACCAAAUCAAACCACUAAAUUCCCUCACUAUUGCACUUAACAGUGUGCCUGGUCUAAUCGUGUAAUGAUUUUGUAUUUUAAAUGUAUUCUUCUUUUAAUCAUAACUGUUAUUUGAAAUUUAUAUGUAAGCAAUUUUGUUACUCAUUUAAUGCUUAAAUGUGCAAGUGAUUGUUGCUUUAUUUUAAGAGUAUGAUGUUCAUAUGUUGUUUGACUGUGAGACCUGAAGGAAUGGCCACAGAAAUCAGCCACAUAUGACUGAUUAAAAGCAGAUUGUACAAAUAAGAA